This is a messenger RNA of Saccostrea echinata, 903 nucleotides long. RefSeq names its product cell death abnormality protein 1-like. The transcript has 5 exons. Gene Ontology annotation, molecular function: scavenger receptor activity. The record is from RefSeq and is a predicted model, not a curated record. NCBI's taxonomy places the organism in Eukaryota, Metazoa, Mollusca, Bivalvia, Ostreida, Ostreidae. Bases 1 to 903 code for a protein of 300 amino acids.
AUGGGUAAAACCACCAGUCAGAGCUCAACUCAUCCAUGUCUGAAAAAUGCGUGUAGCACAUUUUAUAUAGCAGCGAAUGCAGUUGACCGAGACAAAUCAACGUGUACAAGAAACACUGAAAUAGGAACAUUUUCAAUCACGAAAACGGUGUGGUGGAGAGUAGAUCUUGGUGCAGUUUACAGUAUUUACAGCACCAAUGUCCUGUUCAAGAACUAUAACGGUUAUGAAAUACGACAAAGAGGCCGUUUUGCGGGAUUGUCUCUUUACUUAUCAAAUUCUAGUGUAAGAUACAGUGAUUUCCUGUGUUACGAGGAUGAACAAGAAUUGCCACCAUUAAACUUUACGACGAUAUGUGUCGGAUAUGGACGAUAUGUUACAUUUUACAAUCAACGAUUGGAUGAAAAUACAUAUCCAGACGGAUACCAACGUACGACAGUCACUGAAUUGUGCGAAGUAAUAGUAAAUGGUUGUAGGAGAGCAGGUGUCUAUGGUAAGCAUUGUGGACAAAAAUGCCCCAAGAACUGUCAAGAACAGAGGUGUGACAUCGUCAACGGAACUUGUCUGGGAUGUUUAGAAGGGUGGACUGGAGCAUUUUGCGAAAAUAAGUGCUCAGGGGGAUGGUAUGGUCUUGAAUGUAAACUACAGUGUUUUGGACACUGCAGAGGUAACGCUUUUUGCAACCACGUGACUGGUCAAUGUGACAAUGAAUGUGCUGAAGGAUGGAAAGGAGUAAACUGUGAUGAACAGUGUGGAGUUGGUCAUUAUGGCGUGGGUUGUAAAUUCAGUUGCAGUGGUCACUGUCAGAAUAACGAUCCCUGUAACAAACAAACUGGACAUUGUGACAAAGGAUGCGAAGACGGAUACACUGAUCACUUCUGUAACAGCGGUAACUUUCUUUCUUAG